AUGUACUUGGCAGAUGGCCUAGUGCCAUACACAGAAGUAUUUAGUGUGUUGGAUUGGUGGAAAGUAGCUGGAACAAGAUAUCCAACAUUAAGGAAGGUUGCCAGAGAUAUUUUUGCCAUUCCCGUGACAACAGUUGCUUCAGAGUCGGCCUUUAGUACAAGUGGCAGAAUACUUAGUGAACAUAGGAGCCGCCUAACUCCUGAUAUGGUGGAAGUUUUGAUGUGCUCCCAAGAUUGGCUUAGAAACAAAUGCAAAGGUGAGCAAAUAAUGUAA
Messenger RNA from Triticum turgidum subsp. durum (durum wheat), 273 nucleotides. Lineage: Eukaryota; Viridiplantae; Streptophyta; Magnoliopsida; Poales; Poaceae. The record is from the annotation of a GenBank genome assembly.